This is a messenger RNA of Cylindrotheca closterium, 1596 nucleotides long. The record is from the annotation of a GenBank genome assembly. Lineage: Eukaryota; Bacillariophyta; Bacillariophyceae; Bacillariales; Bacillariaceae.
AUGAAAUCGAAAGGCCGAACAGCAAUGCAGUAUGUUCCGUUAAUUGCCAUAAUAGCUCUGCUAAUCCUUGAAUCAGUGCCGAUAGAAGCAAAAAAGUUUCAGCAGGGUCUGCAACGAUUUCAGCGCUCAUCAACGAGGAUUGACACAGAGCUGUCAACGGAUCAAAUACGAAGGCCAACGCGUUCACCGACUCAACCACCAGCACAUGAUGACCUAAUAACUGAUCGAUCAUCAAGAUAUCAUAGUGAAAGAGAAGAUAAAGAAUCUGCACCCAUACCUACAAGCACGGUGUUUCUUUCCAGCGCAAGGUCAGCAUCAAACAGGAUCUUCAAACCUGAAAGAGGAUCAACUGUGAAGAAUGCAAUCCAAUCGGCAAAGGAUCGAUUUCAUUACGCUACGAAAUACAAAAACCAGGCUUCAGCAAAGAAGCCGUUGGGUUUGACGACCAAUUUGAGUGGAGGUGCUGACGCUACUGGUGGAGAAAAUCCAACCACGCCUUCCCCCACCACUCAGGGCCAAUCGUCUGGUGCCACCGCCGCGUUCUUGGGCACCCUACGGCACAAGCGAAAUAAGUUGUUGCCCAACGUGAUCAAGGCGAAUGAAGCAACAAUUCGGAAAGUAAAGGAGGGAAUGAAUACGUUGCAACGGAAAGGUGCCCAAGUGACACCAUCGGUAGUGACUUUCUUGUCCGUAUUGUGGACUUCCGAUAAAGGAGUGUCGUUCCUGUCACUCUAUGCUCUCGCACUGCUUGGGGCAUCCUGUGGAUUUCAUCUUUUUCUUUACUUUAUCACCGUCGGCUAUGCUGCUGGAAUCACUCUACCCGUCGCAGUGGCGCUGAAAAUCUACAAGUCCCAAACUCAAUUAUCCAUACCGACUCUAUUCCACUCUUACCUAACAGUUGCAUGGGGACUCCGGUUACUAAUGUUCCUAACUUGGCGAGAAUACUUUACCUGGCCAGAACUCCACUCCCAAGUUGUGGAUCUACAAAAGACAAUGGAUAUCCCUUUUGCUUCUAGACUGCUAUGUUGGUUUGUAUACUCUUUCUUCUAUGUUUCCAUGAUGGCAUCCAAUUGGAGCAGAUUAAAAACUAACGGACGGUGGGGCAUUGUGGGAUACAGCGGAUUGCUAUUUCAGAUUACUGGAUUGCUACUCGAAACGAUAGCUGAUUUGCAGAAGAAUGGAUUCAAAUCAAUGCAUCGACAUUCCUGGUGCAACGUUGGACUUUGGAAAUGGAGUACGCAUCCAAAUUAUCUUGGAGAAGGCUUGUUCUGGUGGGGAACGUAUCUUGGUCAUGGAUUCACUUCCACUGUGCACACACUUUUGGCAACAAUCGGACUCCUGUUCGUCGUGACGGUGCUGAAAGGAUCCACACGAUCACUGUCCAGAAAGCGACUGGAGAAAUACAGCGAUCAACCUGGCUUCUACGAGUUUCAAAGAACGCAUAGCAUUUGGGGUCCGAAAAAAUGGUGGUGGUGGCUUCAUGGGAUGGAAGAGCUGAUCUCAGAAACAUCGUCAGAACCGGUUGGCAACAGUACACGUACCAGUACCAACACAACAUCCGCAGCAGAAGACGGCGCCUCUUCUGUUCAGUCUUGA